ACUACUUAGAUGGUGAGAAGAAAAAGAUUGAAAAAAGGUUCAACCAAAUUGAAGGUGCAAUAGAGAAACUACAAAAAAGGGAUGAAUCAUGCUUCUGAAGGCGUAAGUUGCCAAGGGUGGGGCAAAGCAGAUUUUGAAGACAACCCACCCGAGGAAUUACUUGAUACUUCCUGUUAUCUUGCGAUUGAUAUUGCCUCCAAUAUAGUUGCCAAAGGAACAAUAGUGAAGCACAAUGAUCUAUCAGGUGAAAACAUUGAAGUAAUGAUGGAAAUGAGUGUGCAAGGAGACGCUUUACUACCGUUUCCACUAGAUGAGGAGUUCAUUUACAAGGUUAAAGAUGCAGUGGGGUUCCUAGUGAAGUGGCCUAGACAUCUAGUCAUUCGAUGCUCUGAUUUGGAAAAAGUGUUGGCGUUUAUGGGAAAAAACGUGUGA
Messenger RNA from Hibiscus syriacus, 432 nucleotides. RefSeq lists its product as uncharacterized. NCBI's taxonomy places the organism in Eukaryota, Viridiplantae, Streptophyta, Magnoliopsida, Malvales, Malvaceae. The record is from RefSeq and is a predicted model, not a curated record. The transcript has 4 exons. Bases 82 to 432 code for a protein of 116 amino acids.